AAGUUCCCAAACGCCGGUUUCGCUGUCGAGUUGCGCAAAACGCCAUUUUGGAGUGACAGUGGAAAAGAAGUGAAAGGUCUAGACGCCGUCUUUCUAAGAUUUACCACCAUGGGGAAUAUGUUUGCAAGCCUGUUCAAGGGCCUAUUUGGCAAGAAGGAGAUGAGAAUUCUCAUGGUGGGACUUGAUGCUGCUGGGAAAACAACUAUCCUGUACAAACUCAAACUAGGAGAGAUAGUCACCACCAUUCCCACUAUUGGUUUUAAUGUUGAAACGGUAGAAUAUAAGAACAUCAGCUUCACAGUGUGGGAUGUCGGUGGUCAGGACAAGAUCAGGCCACUGUGGCGCCACUACUUCCAGAACACUCAAGGACUCAUCUUUGUGGUGGACAGCAACGACAGGGAGCGAGUGAAUGAAGCGAGGGAGGAGCUGGCGAGAAUGCUCGCAGAGGACGAGUUGAGAGACGCUGUGCUGCUCGUUUUCGCAAACAAACAGGACCUUCCCAAUGCCAUGAACGCUGCAGAGAUCACAGACAAGCUGGGCCUGCACUCCCUCCGCCAGCGCAACUGGUACAUCCAGGCCACCUGCGCCACCAGCGGGGACGGCCUGUACGAGGGCCUGGACUGGCUGUCCAACCAGCUGAAGAACCAGAAAUGAUCCAUUCCACCUAUUUGUUUUUUGUUUUAUUAUUUCUCUGUCUUGACACAAUGGCAGCACCGGUUUCAAGCCCCUAGCCCUCAAGUUCCCUCUCCAUUCUGGUCCGUUUCACACAACGACCCCCCCCCCCUCCCCAAUCUUCUUUCUCUCUUCAUCCAUCCUCACGGGGUUUUAGCCUGUGCUGCUCCUGUGUGUUUUAUUGUGUGUUUGCAGUCGGGUGUGUGUGCGCGUGCGUGUGGGUGUGAAGGCGUCUCUGUGUUCGUUAGCUGGGAUCGGGAGUAACCCUGGCGUGCCUUUUACACACCUCCUGUGGUAACAGUGGUCUGGCUCUCCCCCCCUUCCACCGAUUCACCACCUCCCACCUUGCCCAGCCUAUCCCCAACUCUCGAUCUUGCACGGCCCCUUACUACCACCCUCCUACUCACCCCCCCAGCAAGCAUGGUUUUCACUAGGCAAAGAAAGAGCAAGGGUGCCAGCUCCCUCCCUCCCCAUAGUGGCUAUUUAAUAUAUUACAUGAUUUGUACAACCAGUGUAGAGACUAAAUAAUAGCAUGCUCAUUUAAACACGUGUUUUGUUUUGACCCAGCUGUAAAAGAAAAUGGAAAACUGAAAUGAAUUGCAUUGUAACCUGUAUCAGGUUGAAGCAAAUCGAAGAGACCACAGAGACCACCCCCCCCACAUCCUCGAUCAUUCUUUGCAUCAUUUGAAAAUCAUGCUGUUUGUUUUUAUAUCAUUAUUAUAUUACAGAUAAUUCUUAGCAAUGGUUCUCCAGUGAACACUACCCUUUUUCCCUGCAAGAGACCAUGAAGCACAAACAAUAGGAUAACUCCCUAAGAUGUCAGAUUUGCUUUGAUUUAAAAUCAAUAAAUGUUACAUGAUUUCCUCUCUGUCAUUUUCAAAAUGUGUACACUUGACAUUUUAAUUUCAAAUACCAGAGGUUCAACUAAUGAAAACGGUUGCGCCUACAAUGUAAAAUGAAGUCGCCAAUGCAUUUCAAAGGUGGUCAAAACUUGUCGCUUUAAUUCUCACUGACUAUUCAAUGGCUUCAAACUUUAUUCCUCAAUGAAAUGUUACGUAUUGUUUUGUGUGUAGUUCUAGUGUCUUUAACUGCUGAACCAAAUGCAAUUGAGCAGUAUGACAAAUCCUGUAUAUGAAAGUAGUGUACCCCGAGGGGCCUAGCCACUCUAGAUUGGUUUUCUACCUUAAUAUGUUCCAUGAGGUUUUUCACAAAAGGUUGGCGGCAGUACCUCAGCAGGCUGUACCCAGCCUGCUUUGCUAAUUUCCUGGUUGGGAAGAAGGAAAGCACCAAAUAUGAAGGCUCUUAAUGUAAGGCUUCAGGCUAAUGAAGGAAACCUAGCUAAAGGGUAUGAUAGCAAAAGCAACUAUCUUUUCACAACACAUGCUUCAUACUUGAGUUACCAAGCACAUCAUUGCAGGUAUUGGUAUCAGUCCCCCUCAUCCUCAGUGCUAAAAGGACUGCGGUGGACUCGGGAGAAGGGGGGAGGCUAACUGGUUAUGAGCUAAGCACCCUUUUUCAGUGUGCGGUCAUGGGUGUUAUACUGGCACUUAUGUCAAGAAUGAUUGUAAUUCUGCAAGUUCCACCUGCAAAACUGUUUCUGUGGGGCUUCCUGAACACAUUAAACAUUAUAAUUUGAUCCGAA
This is a messenger RNA of Hypomesus transpacificus, 2314 nucleotides long. It is a transcript of the gene arf2b, whose product is annotated as ADP-ribosylation factor 2b. Gene Ontology annotation, biological process: vesicle-mediated transport; intracellular protein transport. Gene Ontology annotation, cellular component: cytoplasm; plasma membrane. The coding region runs from base 109 to 654 and encodes 181 amino acids. Gene Ontology annotation, molecular function: GTPase activity; GTP binding. The record is from RefSeq and is a predicted model, not a curated record. The transcript has 5 exons. Lineage: Eukaryota; Metazoa; Chordata; Actinopteri; Osmeriformes; Osmeridae.